AUGAAGGAUAAGCCUUAUGCCUCAUUGGUAGGCAGCCUUAUGUAUGUGCAUGUCUGCACUAGACCUGACAUAGCCUACUCAGUUGGAAUACUUGGAAGAUUUCAAACUAAUCCUGGACAUGCACAUUGGGUUGUUGGGAAAAAGGUCUUAAGAUAUUUGCAGAAAACCAAGGAUUAUAUGCUAGUGUAUAAGAAGAUAGAUGGUCAAGAACUUGUUGUGUUUGGUUUCUCUGAUGUAGAUUUUGUGGGAAAGCAGAAGACUAGUAUCACUACAUCUACCAUGUAUGCUGAAUUUGUUGCUUUAUAUGAGGCAACUAUUCAUGGAGUGUGGCUUAGAAAUUUUAUUAGAGGCAUGAAAGCUAUAGAUACCAUACACAGACCCUUGCCAAUAUAUUGUGAUAACAGUGCUGCAGUGUUCUUUUCAAAGAACAAUAUGAGAUCUUCAAAAUCUAAAUUCGUGGAUCCAAAAUAUAUGUUGGUAAGAGAGAAAGUAAAGCUUGAUGAAAUUAGUGUAGAGCAUGUGUCUUCUGAGGAUAUGUUGGCUGAUCCAUUCACUAAACCAUUAUCUGUUGCAGUUUUUAAAGAACAUGUUAAGAAUAUGGGUUUAGUUGAGUUUUUAGAUGUUGUUUGA
Messenger RNA from Rosa rugosa (rugosa rose), 630 nucleotides. Its product is annotated as secreted RxLR effector protein 161-like. The transcript is spliced from 2 exons. Bases 1 to 630 code for a protein of 209 amino acids. NCBI's taxonomy places the organism in Eukaryota, Viridiplantae, Streptophyta, Magnoliopsida, Rosales, Rosaceae. The record is from RefSeq and is a predicted model, not a curated record.